AUGGGUCUUGUACGGACUUGUAUCAAUCGCAGAGAGCAAGAUAUGGGACGCGAGAUGCGAGCAUCUAAGGAUUGUCAUGAUGAACAAAGUCGGCUUUGGCUAGGAGGGGCUCAAAUGAAUCGACGCCUAAUGGGUGGCUUUUGCCAUUUCUGGUGGGAACAAUUCAUAGAGUUGGAAGCUUGCUUGAUUCCAUUGAGAGGCUCUCAAGAGGAUUUUAGUGUUCAUAAAGAAGGAGCUGGGAGAGAGGCGUUAAACAAUUAUCAAGAACUUAAAUUGAUCUCUGCACCAAGACCAUCCACAUUACAACAAAGAACCUACAUACCACGCAUUGAUACGAUUGCAUAUAUACCAGCCACCUUCCAACAUCCAUCGAUUCGCGACUUGAAGAAGAUGGCCAAAUCGGCACCUUUUUACGAGACCUGGAUGAAGCAGCUCAACACUGGUACACCGAGACUGCUUGUCAUUUUCACUUUGUCAGGAAGCUGA
This is a messenger RNA of Lichtheimia ornata, 486 nucleotides long. RefSeq lists its product as uncharacterized. The record is from RefSeq and is a predicted model, not a curated record. Lineage: Eukaryota; Fungi; Mucoromycota; Mucoromycetes; Mucorales; Lichtheimiaceae. The transcript has 3 exons. The coding region runs from base 1 to 486 and encodes 161 amino acids.